AUGCAAAAGGCUGAAAGCACGGUGCCUUCCUUGGACGGGGAUCCUAAGAUUGGAAAGAAAUUGUCAGAGAUAUUCGAACCAGGACAUGUGCAGCCAGAACGUCACGAAUAUUAUGCCUACGACCACCUUGGCUCGCCUUUUCCUGUUUUCCAUUGGGAUGAACUGAAAGACAUCCCUUACGAGCACAAAGGCCUCCAUGGAGAUCCACGAUUUCGGGAUCUGCUUGAUGCUGCCGAAGAUGUGUUCGACUACAUCCGAAAGAUUGGCACGGAGAUCAGUGGCAUCAAGAUGACACAGCUCACUGCUGCGCAAAAGUGUGAUCUGGCAAGGCUCAUUGUGACUUCGAGAGUUGUAUUCUUCCGCAAUCAAGAAGACUUCGAUAUUGAGGCCCAAAAAGAGCUGGGAAAGUUCUUUGGCACGCUUCAUAGGCAUGCUACGACUUCGAUGCCUCAGAAAGAAGGGGUUGAAGAUCAUUUACACGACAGACCAACCAUUGGACCAACGUGCUCUCUGUACCCCGACGUAUUUGUGGCACUGGGAUCAGGAAGAGGAGCACAACAGGAAAUGGAGCCUGCCACAGACAAAUAA
Molecule: messenger RNA, 588 nt
Organism: Fonsecaea erecta
Lineage: Eukaryota; Fungi; Ascomycota; Eurotiomycetes; Chaetothyriales; Herpotrichiellaceae
Exons: 1
Coding region: 1-588 (195 amino acids)
Cellular component (GO): cytoplasm
Molecular function (GO): 2-oxoglutarate-dependent dioxygenase activity
Source: RefSeq, a predicted model, not a curated record